Molecule: messenger RNA, 4019 nt
Organism: Lytechinus pictus (painted urchin)
Lineage: Eukaryota; Metazoa; Echinodermata; Echinoidea; Temnopleuroida; Toxopneustidae
Exons: 2
Coding region: 1-2382 (793 amino acids)
Biological process (GO): protein monoubiquitination
Molecular function (GO): zinc ion binding; ubiquitin protein ligase activity
Source: RefSeq, a predicted model, not a curated record
AUGGCGGCAAAGGCUGUGGAAAAACUCAAUCGCGAAUUGGACUGUGCUGUUUGCAUAAACACCUUAAAGAAUCCUAAAUCCUUAUCUUGUGGACAUUCUUUUUGCGAAGAAUGCCUGAAACAAUGUGGUCAAGUUCGCCCGGGUGCGAUCAAGUGCCCCAUGUGCAGAGAAACAAUUACCCUUCCAGUGGAUGGUGUGUCAGGUCUGAAGUCAGAUCCACUGAUCAGCAGGGUCAUCGAAGUUCUAGAGGCUAAGAAGAACUCGACCGAAAUAGCCUGCGACGCCUGUGGGGACAGCGAUUUGAUUCUGACAACGUAUUGUAGAGAUUGUCUCAAUUUCAUCUGCGACUCAUGUGCAUCUUCUCAUUCAAGAAUGAAAAUAUUAAUGAAAGAUCACCGCCCAGUACCCCUGGAGAAAAUCGUCAACGGUUCGGUAAAAAUCAAAUGGAUCGAAGAGGGUAUGUGGAGAAAGGAAAACGAGUGCGACGAACACAUAGGUGAGGUACGGAGAUUCUUCUGCAGGACAUGUAAGAAACGCAUCUGCAGAGACUGCAUUGUUCUUGACCACACCAGACCUGACCAUGACUGCACAACAGUGCAAAAUAUGUUCCUGGAAACACAGGAGAAAAUGAAAGAUCGUCUGGAGAGUUGUCAAAGAAAGCAAGAAUCUGUUCAGGCCAUGCUCAGUGACGUGGAGAAAAAGGAAACAGAGAUAAACCAGCAGAUCCAUACCCUCAGAGAAAAUAUUCGGGACCUCAAAGCAAAGGCUGUAGUGAAUAUGAACAGAACUGAAGAGGAGCUCCUUCAGAAUGUUGAAGCAUUCAAGGGAAAGCUCAAUCUCAAACUGAAAGCUUUCAAGGGCAAUUUGAAAACAUCUACAGAAAUACUGACAAGUUUACAAAUAAAAGCUAAUGACAUCAUUUCAGCAAAGCAGGUGACCGACCUCUCGAGGGGCCCUUUCUUGCCCGAGGAUGUUCUUAAAGAACUCGAAGAGGAGAUUGCGUCAGAAGUCACUAUGACAAUUUUUAGGGAUCUCCUGGCUUUAAAAGGUACCCUGGUUCAAGGUCCUAAUUUUCCGACACCAGUAUCGCCGUUUGCGGUGUUGUUAUUGCCGCCCAUUUGGCAAGAGAGACGGAUGUUUCCUAUUCCUAAUAAAGACAUAGUGAAAAUCUCAUGUGACGGAAAUUCUCUAUACGUUGCCUGCAAGAAUGGUAUUUACAAGAAACUGUUGUCUCGCGAAGCUGAAUCGUCAACCUGGAUGAAGCUAAACCAAGAAGUCAUCAAACAGGUGGUAGAUAUGGCUAUAUCAGUGGAAAACAGGACACUAUCUGUCCUUGUUGAGACAAUCGCAGGUGAUACGAAAUUCUUCCGAUUGCAGCUGGAUGCAUUUUCCAAAUCCAAUCAAGUCUUCCUCAGUGCAAGUUCGUCGAUAUCAGUCUCGUCAUGUCAACUCAACAAUAACGCCCGGAUUGCUGUUGGUUUCCAAUCUCGUGUGGUCAUUACUGACAACAAUCCUAUGGACGAUCAAGUUCAUAGCGAACCAGAAAAUCCUGCUCGUUCGCCAUUUGGGAAACAUGCAAACACGAAUUUUGCUUCAUUCAACUUCCAGAUCCCUAGCAUGGACAGGUCGCAAUCUCCCUUUGGCGAAGCUCGGAGUUCACCUAAAUUUCGUCAACCAAGUACAACCAAAAGUUCUUCAAAUUUUUCAUUUAGUCAACCUGGUCAUGUUGGUCAAGGUACUAAGAGUUCAUAUGUACUCCCUACGUUCGGUCGAGUAAAUACAGGAACGAAACACAAAACGGCUUCACAGGAAAUAGAGAGCAAAGCAGGUUCUGGAUCAUCCAUUCUUACGACGUCAAUUACUGUCUAUCAGGGUCGCUCUAAGAAACAGGUCAAAGGUUUCUCGUUCGGCAGCACUCUACUUCCUUUGGCAGAUCAAGAGUUCGAUAAUUUCAAGGUGCCUAUUGAGAGGGUUAAAAGUCUUGCAGCCACCAAGUCAGGUCAGUUGGUGUUCCUCCGAGGGGAUAAGAAAGCCGUCAUCAUCACUUAUUACAAUGGUACAAUACAGCAAGAAAUCAAGGAACCGGGAAGGAUGUACCUGUCCAUCUCCUGCACAGAGAGUGACGCCCUCUACGUUCUAUCCGCCAGCUGGGGCAGCCACACCAUUACGCUCACUAAGCAUUCCCUGAAUGAUGGUCGUGUUCUUGAGUACAUCAUCGACGAGCUCGAUGUAUCAGCAGAUUUCAAGUCAGAAGACUGGCCAGUAAUUGCUAACCAUGGAAAUGACCUCGUGGUCAUCAAUAUAGGCAAGGUGAUUCGUGUCUUUUCAGCAAAAGGGGAUAUAGUAGAUGGCGAUGACGGAUAUCCAAUCGAGGGUAACUAACCUGCACGAAUCGCAAACCUUAUGAAAUUGCAACGUCCGAAAUGUCAUGGAUGUGGAGAUUAUAUUAUUAUUAUCAUAAUUAUUAGUUUAUCUCGGAUUCAACGUAGACAUAUAUGUCCGUCAUGUCUAUCGCUCCAUACCUACAUAAAAUGAUGUAAAUGAAUAACUCAUUUGGUUAAUUGAUUCAAUAAUUUUGUAUGUAAUACAAUCAAUAAAUCUUCAAACAGACAAGUAAAAGACUUAAUUUUCGCCUAUAUUUUUUCUGCGUAAAUUUCUGCUGCUUUAAAGGUGCUUUAUAUUCAAAUCAUGCAUAUAAGAAUAUUCUAGAGUUUAAGUUGAAAGUAACCAAAAUUUAUUGCAGUGCAAGAUGUUAAACAUGAUGGAGAAAAUAAGUUUGUAGCAUUACCAAAAUUAGUCAGACUGUCAUUGUUAAGAGAGAAAUGUUCUUAUGGAUAAAAAUGUCAGACUUCAACGACUUUUUCUGCACUAGAUCGUGAGUACAUCAUCUGAUUUUGGGUUGCAACUUUUUAUAUUUCAGUUAAAGACUCAGUCUGGCCAUUUUAUACAGUAUCUACCCAAAUAAAACUUAUUUAAAUUACUCUUUAAGCAUGUUAAGUUUGAAGGCCUCAUCAAUUCUUACUGAUUUCUAUAUUCAUUUAUGUUAAUGUAUAAAUGUAAAUAUGCACAUGAUUAAUUGUUGUUGUGAAUGUUGUCUAUUAUUCUUACUGAUUUCUAUAUUCAUUUAUGUUAAUGUAUAAAUGUAAAUAUACACAUGUUUAAUUGUCGUUGUGGUUGUUGUCUAUUAUGGAUUUUGCUUAUUACGUUUGUAUCAUUUUUUUUCAUCGGGUGGCAAAUAGAAUCCUCCAUUUUACUUUAAUAAUCAGCCUAUAAUGCAAAUGAUAUAAUAGUUUUAUUGGGUGUGCAAAAUAAAACACAAUAUUCUGAAUAACAUGAAGAAGACGAUGAAGAUCAAUACCAUAGUUAUUGUCGAGAGAAAUGAUACUUUUACAUAAUAUUCAAUCAUUUAACCGCCAGGGUUGAAUAUCUAAAACGAUCUAUGCUUUCAAGUAGACAUUUCCUUUAUAAAAUUAUGCCCUUAUACUUGUAACUGUUAAAAAAUAGUUAUAGACCUAUACGGCAUGUUCGGUGUGUAGGAAAAAAAUCAUGUAUUCUGAAUAAAUAUAAGGAAAGCAAUAAAGGUCAUUAUCAUGAUCAUUGUACAAUAGAAAAUUUAGCAAGUAUACAAAAUUAUUGUUUAUCUUAACUUGCAUUAUGUAUCAUUUAUUCUUGGUCAUUAUUAUGCACAUUUUUUAUCUUAGAAAAGAUAUGCGAUAUAAUCUUUUUGUUAUAGGAUUAUCAUGAAAACUGGUAUAUCGCGUGUACUUUCUCUUCAUGCUGAAACUGGAAUUUAAAGCCAUACAAUGAUCAAUGUAUUUUGCAAACUUCUGUUGGAUGAAAUUGCAGUACUAGUGGACUCAGUAGCGUACCUACGGGGGGGGCACUCUGCCCCCCCCCCUGACGAGCCACAACCCAUACAAAAGACAUAUACCUGCCCCCCCUGACGAGCUUAAAAUACCUUUUUUGCCCCCCCUGACGAGCUUGAAGACCUUUAUUGCCCCCCCCCCUGAUGAACUUGA